AUGGACCCAGCUGCUUCUCGUCCUGCUGUAGUCAUCGACAAUGGCUCCGGGUAUACCAAGAUGGGGUUUGCUGGUAAUGUUGAACCUUGCUUUAUUGUUCCUACCGUUGUUGCAAUUAAUGAGUCGUUUCUGAAUCAAUCGAGGAGUUCUUCUAAGGGAAAUUGGAUUGCACAGCAUAAUGCUGGUGUUAUGGCUGAUCUUGAUUUUUUUAUUGGAGAUGACGCGCUUUCUAAGGCUCGGUCUAGCAGUACUUAUAAUCUCACCUACCCGAUUAAGCAUGGUCAGGUUGAGAAUUGGGAUGCCAUGGAACGAUACUGGCAGCAGUGUAUAUUCAAUUAUUUGAGGUGUGAUCCUGAGGAUCACUAUUUUCUCUUGACUGAAAGUCCAUUGACAGCGCCAGAGAGCCGCGAGUAUACUGGAGAAAUCAUGUUUGAGACUUUUAAUGUGCCUGGACUUUACAUUGCUGUGAACUCUGUGCUUGCUCUGGCUGCUGGCUACACAACGUCUAAAUGUGAGAUGACAGGAGUUGUAGUUGAUAUCGGAGAUGGGGCUACACAUGUUGUACCGGUUGCGGAUGGUUAUGUUAUUGGAAGUAGCAUCAAGUCAGUUCCGAUUGCUGGAAAGGAUGUUACUCUUUUUGUCCAGCAGCUAAUGCGGGAAAGAGGAGAGAAUAUACCUCCAGAAGACUCUUUUGAAGUGGCUCGGAAAGUGAAAGAAAUGCAUUGCUACACCUGCUCUGAUAUAGUGAAGGAAUUUAAUAAGCAUGACAAAGAACCAGCCAAGUAUAUCAAGCAAUGGAGAGGCGUAAAACCAAAGACUGGGGCUCCAUAUUCCUGUGAUAUUGGCUAUGAACGCUUUCUUGGGCCUGAGGUUUUCUUUAAUCCUGAGAUGUAUAGCAGCGACUUUGCCACUCCUUUGCCAGUUGUAAUAGACAAGUGCAUUCAGUCUGCACCGAUUGACACAAGGAGAUCACUAUAUAAGAAUAUAGUGUUGUCAGGAGGAUCAACGAUGUUCAAGGAUUUUCAUAGGAGAUUGCAACGUGAUAUAAAGAAAAUUGUGGAUGCCCGUGUCCUUGCAGCUGAAGCGCGCCUAAAUGGGGAGAUAAAAUCUCAUCCCGUGGAGGUCAAUGUACUCAGCCAUCCUAUCCAAAGAUUUGCAGUUUGGUUUGGAGGAUCAGUGCUUGCAUCAACACCAGAAUUUUUUACGGCUUGUCAUACAAAGGCAGAAUAUGAAGAAUAUGGAGCAAGCAUUUGCCGCACAAAUCCUGUUUUCAAGGGAAUGUAUUAG
This is a messenger RNA of Lathyrus sativus (Indian pea), 1287 nucleotides long. NCBI's taxonomy places the organism in Eukaryota, Viridiplantae, Streptophyta, Magnoliopsida, Fabales, Fabaceae. The record is from the annotation of a GenBank genome assembly.